UUUAGUAGAGAUAUCAGCUGUAGAAGAAAAUGUGCAAAUUAUUCUGAAUGUAUAAUCUCCUCCCACUCGAAUUUCAAAAUGCUCCAUAUGCCUCAUAUUAACCUCAUUUCAGGGGUUAAUAUCGCUCUCAUCUCGUUCGCCAUUAUUCUAAAGGUGUAGUGGGGGAAUAGUGGAGGCUCAUCGGACUCCAUUGAGAGGGAGCAGUGCCCCCGAUCUUGCUUUUAUUUUUUAUGGGCCCGAUUUUCUCCACAUGCCACCUCAGCGAACUCGAAUUUAAUAUUUAUUGGCAGGGGGUCGACGGGGGAGGGUCCGCUGCGUUCCGUUUUCCGUUUCGUUUCGUUUCGUACCGCUGAUAACUUAUCAGUCAGCCGGGUCUCGGAGGCCUUUGCCCGGUGGCCUGAUCAUUUCUAUUCGGAUUCGGAUUUAGUUUCGUAUUUCGGUCGCGGAUCCGAUGGGCUGGCCGCCUACGUCACUGCCAUCGCCCACUGGAGAGCUUCGGAAGCAAAGUUCAGGUUUCUGGGCGUCUAGAGUUCUAGUGGAUUAGAGUGGACCGCAGAAGUGCUCAACGUGAAUGAGGAACUCAAUAAGUUGGACGUCACAUCGUUUAGUUGACGGCACUUUAAGCAAGUCCCAAUUUUUUAGUAGCUCUUUAUAAGUUUUAACUGAUUUUAAAAAAAGGUGACCCCGAGCUAAACUUUUGGAACCGUUAACAAUCGAAUUUUGAGUGGGCUAACCUCUUGUAUAAUGUAAUGUUUGAAAAGAUGUGAAGAGAAUUACCUGGCGUGUUCCUAUGGCACUAGACGACAUUUAUUGGCUAUGCAGGCUAUGUCCGCUCAAAUGAAUCGGGAGUCUAAUAUCUCCGAAUAUCCGACAUCUCCCCGAGCGGGCGGCCUCCCAACAGCCGUUUGUCUGCUCAGUCGAAAUGUGCCGAACUCCGCGAGGAACGAGGUGAAAACAGCAUUCAUUCGGUACGGAAAGUCUAUGAACGAAUUGGCCAGAAGUGCCCGGAAGCUAUAUAAGAAUGCCCGGCUAAGGAGUUUGCCUUUGAGGAAGCCCAUGCGCGGAAAAACCAAUGAUCCUGAUGCAAGACCCCUAAGAGUACCGGUGCCCAGUGCUUGGGCAAUGUCCGAGCGGUAUUAUCCCUCUGGAAAAUUGCUGGCAGAAGAAGAAGCGAUGAGUGUAAUUUUACUUAAGUCUGUAUAUUUGUUUUAUCCAAGUAUAGUUUUCGCUAAAAAUUGUGCAAAAUGUUUAAAUGUGUUAUUUUAUUUUAUUUGCUUUAUCCAAAAAUAUAUUUUCUAAAAACGGUAUAAAUAAUAUUUAUAAAAUUUGGUUUGCUUUUCCGAAAAGUCACAAUUAAAAGAGAGUUCUGUAAUGGGGUCUAAUGAUACAAGUCAGG
This is a messenger RNA of Drosophila mauritiana, 1396 nucleotides long. RefSeq lists its product as uncharacterized. The transcript has 3 exons. The record is from RefSeq and is a predicted model, not a curated record. Bases 817 to 1299 code for a protein of 160 amino acids. Lineage: Eukaryota; Metazoa; Arthropoda; Insecta; Diptera; Drosophilidae.